AUGCGUUACACUGCUGCCAUUGCUGCCCUCGCCGCCGUCGGCGCCCAGGCCCAGAACCCCAUCUCCCAGAUCUCCGACGGUCAGAUCCAGGCUCCCCCUGCCACCUCUGCCAUCGCCUCCCAGAUCUCGUCGGCUAUCGUCUCUCAGAUCUCCUCGGUUGCGUCCUCGGUCGCUGAGUCUGCCUCCGCCGUCGUCCCCUCUGCUGGAUCCAGCGUUGUUGCUCCUUCCGUUACCCCUGCUCCCGCUGUCCCAUCUGGCGUCAACGCUACCGCGUCUGCCUCCAGCGCCGUCAGCAGCAUCAUCGCGUCCUUCAGCAACGCCACUUCCAGCGCCGGCUCUGCCACCUCUUCCGGCGGCUCCUCUCCUUCGGCUCCCGCCUCUGGAGAGUCCUCGCCCCCUGCCAGCCCCAACGGUGCUGCCGUCACCAUGGCCUCGUUCGGUGCCUUCGGCGCUGCCGUCCUCGCCUUCCUCGCAUAA
Messenger RNA from Periconia digitata, 477 nucleotides. The record is from the annotation of a GenBank genome assembly. Lineage: Eukaryota; Fungi; Ascomycota; Dothideomycetes; Pleosporales; Periconiaceae.